Molecule: messenger RNA, 2671 nt
Organism: Phascolarctos cinereus (koala)
Lineage: Eukaryota; Metazoa; Chordata; Mammalia; Diprotodontia; Phascolarctidae
Source: RefSeq, a predicted model, not a curated record
UAAUUUUCCUAUACUCUCCACUUUUCAUUUUGGCUGUUUAUUUAUCAGCAGUUCCCCUCGUGCAAUAACUGCCCUGGGCCAAAGCUUGCACAGUGUGUGCCUGCCCCGGCAAGUCCUCUUUCAUGUUUCCAAGUCUUGCAUUUCUGUUAUUUUCAGCAUCUGGUUGCAAAGAACCAAGUUUCUGGCCCAGUUUUUCCGAACUUCCAGGUCCGCUUCGGCCUCGUGUUGCUUUAAGGAGGCGGCCCCAGGGGAGGGGGCCGACCCCGCCCGCUCCCAGCUCGGCUGCUAGACAUCGGCAUUUCCUCUCCACUCGCUGGCUCGGCCCCUUCUCUCCUCGGAAGAGGAAACUUCGCGGCCCAAAUAACGGGAUCAGGGGAAGCCAGGGCCUGAACCUCAGGAGCCCAGCUCUAGCAGUGCCAGAGGCUGGACCGUGGACUCACCGACCCGACAGCUGGCCGACCUGAGCCUUGGGCAGGGGCGGAAGGGGAAGGGCGAAGGCUUCGAAUUCGGCAGGGCAGUGAACGGAAAAGAAGCGCGGACCUGGAGAGGUUAGGACUACAGCAAGCAAGCGAGGGUCCCGGACAGCUGCUGGCACGAGGGACUACUCCUGGACGCAGGGGCGGGAGAGGAGCUGAAACUAGCCCGGAGCCCGAGACGGGACAGGAGCUGCAGAAAGGCCCGGACCGGAGGCGUGCGCUGGAGGACGGGGCGGGGCAGAGCCGAAACCGAAGCUGGAAGGAGAACUUGAGUUGGGAGAAGGGACUGAAGAGAGCCCGGGAGCCAGAGAAGGUGCGGGAGCCGAGACUGAUCGAGAAGGAGAGGCUUGACUUCCAGAAACCAGCUAAGGGCUAAGCUGGCCCCAGGAAGUCAGGGUAGGGCUCGAGCUGCUGCUUGUAUGUGGGGUCAGAGAAGGGGAAACCACCGUCGCCGUCGCGGAGGUUCAGACCAUGGGCUGACCACCACCGGACGUUGCCCCGGGCGCCCAGCAUGUCGGUGCACUACACUCUCAACCUGCGCGUCUUUUGGCCACUGGUGACCGGCUUCUGCACCGCCCUGGUCUGCCUCUACCACGUCUUGAGCGGAAGGGGCGGCUCCGCCGAGCCCCAGGACGGCGAGGACGCUGGCUUCCCGCUGCUCAAAGCGAUUCUCUUGCUGUUCCUGGGUUACCUCCUUCUGCGUUUUCGCCAAGCAGCCCGGCAACGUUUCCUGCCUCGCGUUCCCCAACAGGCACUCACCCCGUUGUCUUCGAGACUCGAGCCGGGCCUCAAUGUUUUACUGGAGAGUUACUAUGAGCACGAAGUUCGCCUGUCCCCUCAUGUGCUGGGCCACAGCAAAGCGCACGUGAGUCGCAUCGUAGGCGAACUGGUCCGUGCCGGCCGGGCCAGGGGAUCUCCAGGUCCUUCUCCCGGAGGAACCUUAGCUCUGGCCUUUCGGGGGGACUUCAUCCAGGUGGGCAGCGCCUACGAGCAGCACAAGAUCCGCCGGCCGGAUGGCUUCGAUGUGCUGGUCCCCUUGCGCCUCCCGCCUCUUGCGGCGCUGGAACCUCGAGGCCUGGGCUCCGAGCCCGAGUUGCCUCUGGCGCUUCGUGGCUGCUUCGUAUGUGCCCUCAAGGCCCCACCGCCUUCGCCUUCUGGUGGGGCUGGAAGCCAAUGGCACCGGGACUCCAAACCCUUCUCCGACGGCUUCUGCGUGGACCUACGCGGCCGGCGCCACCUCUCUGCAGCGCUAGUGUCACGUUGGUUCCAGACGCAUUUGCAGCGAUGCCUUGCCACAGUGCGGUACAGCUUGGAGGAGCGCUGCCGGGUCAGCCUAUCUCCUGGGGGCCUCGACCAGCCUCCCACCCUGCACAUUCUGCCUUGCCGCACCGACUACGGCUGCUGCCGGCUCUCCAUGGCCGUGCGCCUUAUCCCUGCUGUACACUUGGGAGAUGGAGUCUUCCUAGUGGCACCGCCACUGCCUCCCCCUGGGCUCCCGUCGGAGCUCCCUGGAGGGCUUAGGGUCGAGGCGCUGUGGGGAUUGAACACAGCUCGCCAGGAGCAGCGGCUGCUGGGCUGGCUUCAAGAACGAGCCCCACCCGGGGCCUGUCACCUUAAAUGCCUGCAGUUGCUAAAGGCACUGAGGGAUCUGGGCGCACGAGGACUGGACCCUGUGGCCUCAUCCCAGUGGGGACGCAUCCUGUCAUCUUACACGCUCAAGACCGCGCUUCUGACUCUGCUGCUUCGAGGGGAUCCUCUGCAUAGUUGGGAAGAGGUCCACUUGAGAGAGAGGCUAGAGGAGCUGGUGCUGUACUUGAGGGACUGCUUGCUCCGCCACCGCCCGCUUUUCCAUUGUUUUCUGGGCCGUGACGGAGCCGUCGGACUCACAGCUGAGAUCGGCCAGCUGCCCAAAGUGCUGCGCGAAGCCGCUCCAGUAGACCUCCUGGCCUCAUUCGACGGGCGCGCCCGGGAGUUCGUGGCAACGCAACUGGUGUCCACGUGGCGCCGGCUGCCCCAGCUUCUCCGACCCUACGGGGGACCCCGAUACCUGGCCAGGAGCCCUCAGCCUCGGAGCCAGCGGGUCCAAGUUUUCCCGGAGCACGAUCCCUAAAACCGGGAAAAUGCCUUCACCUGACCACAUAUCCCGAGAAGGGAACCUGAAGGAUAGUUGCUAGCUUAAAUGAAGUAGAGCUGGG